Molecule: messenger RNA, 1743 nt
Organism: Tetrahymena thermophila SB210
Lineage: Eukaryota; Ciliophora; Oligohymenophorea; Hymenostomatida; Tetrahymenidae
Product: type I phosphodiesterase/nucleotide pyrophosphatase
Exons: 2
Biological process (GO): GPI anchor biosynthetic process
Cellular component (GO): endoplasmic reticulum membrane
Molecular function (GO): metal ion binding; mannose-ethanolamine phosphotransferase activity
Source: RefSeq, a predicted model, not a curated record
AUGAAAACAAUUUUAGCUUUUGAAAUAGUCUUAUUUUUACUCACUGCAGUUUUAUUGUACUAAAUAUCCUUUUCUUACAUUGAAAUAAGCGAAAAAUCGCCCAAAAACUAGAGAGAUGAAUCAUUUAUCUUCCCAAAAAAUUUUACUCAUUUGAAAACACCUCUUUAUUCAAGAGUCAUUUUUAUCAUUUUAGAUGGAAUUACCUACGAUUAUGUUGAUAGCAGAAUCAAAGAAAUUCCAGAUGUAAAAGAAGAUUGUGAUAUUCAUAUUCAUCAGAUGAAAAUCUUCAAUGAUAUUCUUAAUGAGAAUCCAGAAUCUGCUGUAUUCUAAAGACUAGAAAUUGAACCUCCACCUAAGACAGAAAUAAAAAUAUAAACAUAUUUAAAAGGUACAAACCCUGUUGUUUUUUCUAUGAAGAUACCGGAAUAAAACCCUCAUCAAAUCAAAAUGCAAGAUUCAUUGCUAUAUUAGAUAGGAUAAGCUGAUCAUCUUAAGGAAAGCUAUGGAUUCCUUACAUUUUACCUUUAUGAUUAUUUAGGUUAUUAGCUCAAAAUUAAUCAAUUCGCCUUGAACCCUUAUUAUAAAAGUUAUGAGUAACUUAAAUAAAGUGAAAAUUUAAGGGUCUAAGAAUACAUAAAUAUUAUUAAAUCAAAGAAUUAUGACACUUUAUUUAUCUAUGAAGGUUUAUUCGAUGAAAUUACCCAUAAUGAAGAUAUGCACACUCAAAACGGACUAGAUGCAUAGAGACGAAUUGAUAUGAUUUUAAGAGAAGUUGCUUAAAAUAUGGACGAUGAUGCUCUUAUGGUUGUUGUCAGUGAUCAUGGAAAGUAAGAAAGUGGUUCUCAUUCUGACUGUAGGAAUGAAAAUAUAAAGGUUUGCAAUGCUCUAUUUUUUGCAUACACUAAGAAAGGGUUUAUCAAAAAUGACAAAUUCAUAGAAAGCUUAAGAAGAAUUGAAACAGAUAGCAGAAUUUCUAGUUAGGGAGAACUAUUUUCAGCACACGAGAGUAUGAUAUCAAGCACAAUAUCUAAUAUUUUAAAUAUACCCAUAUCUUUUGUUAAUUCUGGAAGAUCUCUUUUUGAGAUUUACCCUAAAAGCAAAUUUGAAAACAGAAUUGAGAUGCUUCAAAGAAUUCUCCAAGAUUCUUUCACCACAUUGUAAUAGCAAGUAGAGCUCUACAGAUAUAUUCAAGACAUUAGAUAAACUUACGAUGAUAGCUAUUUUUAAUAAAUAAUAGAUAAAGUAUUCGAUAUUGAAAUACUACUUUAUUACGAGACUAAAGAUGUGAUAAUCUAUUCUGAGGAAAGAUUAGAAGAAACUAUAACAAGAAUUGUGAACAUCCAAAAUUUGAUUUAAAAGUCUCUAUAUGAAGAUACUUAGUUCUAUUCUUACAAAUUAUUAGUAUUUGGUGUUAUUUUUGGUGCUUGCGUUUGUUUGGCGAUUGUUUUUUAAUCAUUCCAAGAACUAAUUUGGAAGAAUUCCUAAUACAAAGAUUUUUUAUUUAUACUAAUAAUGACCGCACAUAGUUGUUAUAGUUACUUCAUGAAUGAGAAAAAUGAUUUAGAAGUAUAUGGAUGCUAAUUAUCUCUGAUUCUUUUGAUAUAUCAAUCCUUUAAAGUAUACAAAAAUAUUGAAAAAAUGCUUUACUUAAUAACUUUUGUAGUUUUAAAUUUAUUAAUUUACUGCAGAAAUUAGUUUUUGAGCUUUAAAUCAAGUAUCUUUAAAAUUCGACAAAAAGAAUGA